This is a messenger RNA of Arabis nemorensis, 324 nucleotides long. The record is from the annotation of a GenBank genome assembly. Lineage: Eukaryota; Viridiplantae; Streptophyta; Magnoliopsida; Brassicales; Brassicaceae.
AUGGAAGAGAUUUUCGAUAGAGCGAACACAUGCUACAAAGACUCCACGCCGGAGCUGAAGGAAGAACGAGCUACGCUCUUGGAGGAUUGGCUGAAAAUGGAAACGAGCUUUGGUAAGCUCGGGGAUGUUAGUGUUUUUAAUUCAAAACUCCCGAAGAAGCUCAAGAAGAUAAAGCCAAUCACUAGAGAAGACGGUUCAACAGAGUACGAAGAAUACAUUGAUUAUCUAUAUCCAGAAGAAUCGCAGACGACGAAUCUCAAGAUUCUUGAAGCUGCUUAUAAAUGGAAGAAUCAGAAAGUUGCUACUUCUAAGGAUUACGAUUAA